This is a messenger RNA of Contarinia nasturtii (swede midge), 1513 nucleotides long. It is a transcript of the gene Amnionless, whose product is annotated as protein amnionless. Gene Ontology annotation, biological process: intracellular protein localization; receptor-mediated endocytosis. NCBI's taxonomy places the organism in Eukaryota, Metazoa, Arthropoda, Insecta, Diptera, Cecidomyiidae. Gene Ontology annotation, cellular component: apical plasma membrane; endocytic vesicle. The transcript is spliced from 2 exons. Bases 7 to 1449 code for a protein of 480 amino acids. The record is from RefSeq and is a predicted model, not a curated record.
AACACAAUGGAUACUUCGUGGAUUCUACUGGUUUGGAUUUUGUUAGAAGGUACAGCAAAUGGUGCGGUGAAAACAUGGAUAAAAGAUCAAAGUGAACCGUGGGGUGAAAGUAAUGUCAAUAGCAACGAGUGUACCAUAUUCAAAAAGGAACUCGAGGGAUUUCUCUACAUGGACGCUCAAGAACAUCACCUUCAAGAAGUCAUUUUGCCGGUGGACGGUGCACUUGUCUUACCAACUCAGUCAAAAGUUCAAUUUUCCAAUACAAACCAAUGCGAAGCCGAUGAGAAUGAAGCACAUUUUUUGGGUAAAUCAAAGCGAUUAUGGUUUUCAACAUCAAGUUGGCAAAGCGAAGGUGAGAGUGUAAAUGUGGCAAAAGCGGAUAUUUUUAAAAUUCCUUGCGAAUGUGAUACGGUUGAGUUUCCGAGUAAAAAUAUCUAUGCUGUUGAUUUGCAGUUUGUCGAUGAAAUUGUAGUCGAUCAAAUUCUGAUCAACGAUCGAACGGAUAAUAUUGAACAGUUUUUGGAAACACCACUUGGGCAGAAAAUGUUUUUAAAUUCAGAGGCGGUUCAUUUCUCCAAAGGUUUUUGCGAUCCACAAAAAUAUUGUGGAUGCCAUAAUCAAAAUCGGUUUAAAAAAUAUACUGAAGUUUUAUGUGAAGAAGAAUCAAAAUAUUGCAAAGAACCGCAUUGUUUAAAUCCAAUCAAGCCUGAAGGUCAUUGUUGUCCGAUUUGUGGUGCAAUUUUGAACUUCAAAACUCAAGACAGUUGCGAUUUCAAUAUGACUAAUAUGAGAGAAGUUGGGCGUAAACUAAGGCGUUUUCGCAAUGGAAAAUAUCUAAAUAAAUUGCAUUAUUAUGCUGGAAUGGUGCCGGGCAAAACGAACACCGAAAAUAUUGUACAAUUAGUUGUGGCUGAAGUUGAUGACUAUUCCGGCAUUAGCGUUGAAUUUAUGGAUUAUCUCACAAAGGAUCAACAUUUUCAAGUUGACGCCCUACGUGAGCGCAUAUCUUCUGGCGAUCGAUAUGUCCGCGGAGAAUCAUCAGCAUUAACCAUUAUAUUCUUUACAUUUUUGUUCGUGCUAUCCAUUUACGUUGUAAUUUACGUGCAUUAUGUUCGUGAACCAAAGUAUGAUACUUGGAUGCCAAUAACGCGUUUGAAUCUACUUCGUCGUUCGGUGGCAUUUGCCAGAUUUGAAAAUCUUCAUAACGAUGAUGAAAACGGUAGAAUUGAUGUUGGUGUGCGCUAUGAAAGCGGCGACGAAUAUGAUGAUGAAGCCAACGAGAAGCCGAAUGAAUGCAAUAAUCCAAUGUAUGAACAGGUGGCAAUGGGUAGUGUUGAAACGGAUAUGUUGCAACCAUCAAGUACAACAUUACAGCAAACCGAUGAAGCGGGCUCACUAAGCACUGAUAUUAAAUUAGUUGAUAUAAGUUUGAAUGCAAUCGAAAUGUAAGAUCAACGCUGUCAAACAAAUUAUAUAUUAUAUAUUAUUUCAAUAAAUAAAAUAUCUGUUUGAA